This is a messenger RNA of Penaeus indicus, 1846 nucleotides long. RefSeq lists its product as uncharacterized. Bases 269 to 1432 code for a protein of 387 amino acids. The record is from RefSeq and is a predicted model, not a curated record. The transcript has 3 exons. NCBI's taxonomy places the organism in Eukaryota, Metazoa, Arthropoda, Malacostraca, Decapoda, Penaeidae.
GAGAGGAAUACCAUACAACAGCCUGAAAGUGCAUUUGAUUAUCAUGAAAUAUCCGAGAGAUGAAGUCGCCGGCCUGUAAAGAGGAGGUCACAAAAAAUGGCUUCAAACCAUACUCAGCCAGUACGAGUCAAGGUCCACGCCAGGCACUACGGUCGCUAUCACACACUUCGAGGUCAAUCCAGGGAUAAAACCUGGAGAAAAUUUCAACUCAGACUUGGUGAAGAUCGUGGUCGAUGCAAGAGUAAAUAACGGUAAUGGGACUGAUGCCAUGACGAAAACUUACAAUCUGGUCGCCAAAUUCAUGUUAGGAAAUGGUUUUCAUCGUGAACUAGUGAAGGCCACACGCGGACCGCUUAAGGAAGUCAUAACCUACACUGACGUUAUACCUGUCUUGAAUCGAUUUCUAGCUGAAAUAGGAGAUGCCAGUAACAGAGUAGAUAUCCCAAGUUGCAUUUAUGGUGUUUGCAAGGAGGGUGAAUUUGCGUUGGUGAUGCAGGAUAUAAGACCACUGGGAUAUGUGAACAACGAUAAGCACAAAGGACUCAACCAUAAUCAGAUGCUCAUAGCUGUUGAUAGGCUUGCAAUGCUCCAUGCUGUUUCUUUCUCCUACAACAAGCGUCAUGAUUUUAAAACAAAGUUUCCAGCGUUUAAAUAUGGAAUUCCCAGACAGAUGGGGAUAUUUAUCACUGUCUUUUUUGACUUGUGUGUAAAGAUUUUGAAGAAAAUGAAUUAUAAUGACAGUUUACAGGAAAAAAUGCAUAGAAACAGGCCCAUAUUAAGACAUAAGAUUAUGUCCCUGCUAUCAGCAGAAAAUAAUCCAAUCGGAUGCCUUUGCCAUGUGGACUACUGGAAUAACAACUUCAUGUUUAAAUCAGAAACGCAUGAUGGGAUAACCGACCCUGACUCCAUCAUGCUCUUAGACUGGGGUAGCACUGCAUGGCAUAAUCCCGUGCUAGACAUUCUGUACUUGAUAUACACAUCCACGACGUUAGAUUACAGGAAAAAAUACCGAGAGGAGAUUCUGAAACGCUACCAUGCCGAGUUCACCGCCAUUACCAACAGACUUGGGGCACCCGCUCCGUUUUGGGUUUUCGAGGCCUUCAUGGAAGAUUGCCAAAAGGCGCGCAUUUACGGGGCAGCAAUGGGCAUGAUAGUGAAUUUGAUCACUUUAGCAAAACAUAGUGAGAAAGAGCAAAGGUAUGAAAGCCGUGUAAGUUCAUCGGCCUUAUCUUGGAGGAUAAGCUGCCGCCUUGGGAAGAUAAUGAGCCCGAUUUUCUUUUCAAAAGUCACGGAACCUUUAAUUUGUGCCUCUGUUAAGAAAUGGAUGGGACCCCUCUUUGAUGAACUCGGCAGAGGUGAAAACGAAAUUCUGAACAGACGAUUCUUUGAUAUACUUAAUGAAGCUAAUGAAGACGGCGUUUUUGAUGCCUAAGACGGGACAAUAAACGUGAUCCUUGAAAUGACUUUGAUAAGAAAGACGUAUGUGUUUCAGAUUUGUUCUGCUAUGACGCUUUGUAUUAAUCAGUGAGAAGAUUUUGGUACUAGCUUUUAGUUUUCAUUCCGUUUUGCUUUUUGCCAAUAAGGAUUAACCUUACCUGCAUCAUGUAUUAUCUAAUAAAAAGCGUCAUAAUUGAAUCUGUAUAACUGCUUUUUUUUUUUACUGAAUAACACCAGAGCCCCAUUCACCAACCUAAGCUAAAAACUAUUUUCAGCAUGUAGUGUCACACUAGUUGCGGGCAGCAAACCUAGAAGUCAGUACAAGUUAGUGAGCUAGGAUGGAUAUUCCAAUACCCUUUCGCUGUGGGUUAUAUUAUACAUAAAUAUACUUAUAUAUGUGUGUCUGUAA